AUGCAAUCUUUUGAGAAUACGCCCAUGUCCCCCACGAAGCGCCUUGGGGUAUCCUUAAACGUUGAUACUGGCUAUAAAGGGAAACGAAUCGAUAAUUCUCCGCCCGAGACACCUGCCGCCCGCGAUCCUCGAUCCGCAUCGAACAGAGCCAAUAUGCCUCCCCCGAGCCGGGCGCUUAAGCAGCGGGAGACUUUUUUGGACGACAUUACACCCGUGGAUCCUGCGUCCAACAAGGAGAAUGAUCCCGAAAACGGUCCAGGACAUCAUCGAGAUUCGCACGAUCUUUCUCUCUCUCCGCGGCAAGUCACUCGCGAUUCGCUGGUUGACCACAUGCUGCUCUCUCUCGACCAAUUCUCGUUUAGCCAUGAUGAAGAAGCAUUUGGGAGGCAGCCUGCGCUGGACCAGGAGAAUAUGUACUCGUCGUUUGGCGAUGAGGAAUCAUACCAGCCCACGUCCAAUUUUGCGCCGAGGGGAGGUCGGCCAGGGCACAGUUAUUCCUACAGCUCCGACUACGACAAUGCCGAUGAUUCGAGUCGAUACUCGGGCCAAUUGUCCCGCGGCCGAAGGAGCAACAGCAGCUCGAAUUUCCAACCCGGUUUGGGAAGGAUAAGUAGCAUACGCAAUGAAGGUGGAAGUCGCAGCUUCUCGAGCUCAACUCGUGGGCAUGUACCAAUUCCUCCAAGGGGCAUACAUUCGCGGAGCGGGAAGGGCAGCAAAGGAAGCAGCGCGAACAGUUUUGAUCUUGGAUAUGCACAGGUUACGAGCAGUCAACGGUGGGCUCACGGGCUGGCGGGAAGGUCCUCAAGUUUUGACUAUGGGAGGGAGCGUCAAACCAUGACAGCACAAUCGGAUGGAUUGCCUCGACAGAAUGCGCCGGUAUUCACACCGUACGACUACGAUGCCGCCCCUACACCUACGGUUCCAGGUGGCCCUCGAAGACCACGGCCGGUUUCUCCAAUCCUUCUUCCUCAAAAAGAGGCCGUAAUAAUGGACCCAGCGCCGCCAAAGCUGGAGCAUAAGCGAAGUACCAAGUCAUCCAAGAGCGCGUUUAGAGGGAAAACAGCGGGGAGUAUGGCAAGUAGAGUCGAUUAUGGUCUGAACGACAAUAGUCGGGAACUUCCCCCUCUACCUGCAUUCAUCAGGGAACCUGCGCCAUCACCCACAGUCGCAUACGAGAAGUUGAAGGAUACAUCACAGCCCUCGUCAACAAUACCUCAACCAGCAAAGGAUCGACCUGGCUUUUUCAGAAGAGUCUUUGGUUCUUCGAGGAGCAAUCCUCCUCCUAGCGCUCCAGAACCUCCUCGCUCUCACGGUUCUACUACCUCGACUGAUACGGCAAAUCGGCCAGGCAGCAAGACCCAUCAUAUCGCCACUCAGAUGAAGUCUCAGCACGUUCCGCCGCCUCGAGAACCGCCUCCUCCUCCAAAAGAUCAUGGGCAUGUCCUAAACAAAAAGCCCUCGUCCUUCUUUCGGAGACGGAAGAAAUCCGUAUCAGAACCCCCGGUCCCGGGUCCUCUUCAACCCACCCCACCUAUCCUGCUCCAAUCCGAGCUACCUCUACCAAGCCCUGUCAGUAGCCUUCGAAAGGUUAUGAACCCCUAUCUACGGACACCAGCAAGGAUCCCAUCUGAGCCUUAUGUUCAAGAGAGCAGCAUAGAUCGCCAAAUGAACAGUAGCCCUGAACCCAUUGACCGUAGUACGAGAGGGUUUUCCCCGGAUUAUGAGCCCGAUAAGAGUGCCACGAUAAGGACUGUCAGACCAGAAUCGAAAGAUGCAACUGAUGGAAUCCCAUCGUCUUCGGGGUCAGCGCACAGACCGUUCUUAUCCAGCCUAAGUGCUGGCCCUACUGGCGGGGACGGGACAUUCCUCCAAGACGCUAGUGAUAAUGACCCGGAUGCCCAUAGCAACAAUUCGAAGUCUGCACUUGUUGGAAGGGAAGGUCUAGAGUCGGGCUGGCAUGUGAAGCAUACAUCUCCUGUAACACCUAUCCCGGUUACAUCUGCCGUGGCACGAGAUAUGGCGCUUGUGGCAGAAUAUGAAAGAAUACACUCGAAAAGGUCUCCAACGGGUACCAAAUUUGAUUUGGCCAAAUCCUCGACACUGGAAUCAUCCCAGAGCCAAACAGAUGCCAAAUCUAGCCAGAAAGGGUCUACUACUGGCAAAGACGAGGAAUGGGUAAUGUUAACACCAACGAAAUCCCCUCAGCAGCUCGAGAAGGGAGAUCGUGAGUGGUCAGAGCCCGACGAUGAAGGGCCCCGUGACUCCAAUCACAAGUUACCUAAGGGUGAACAGCCCUCUAGGACGAAUUCUGGCUCAACGGAUACAAUCUACAAAUCUGCGACUAGUCUACCUAUCGUGCAGAUUGAGGGUGAAGUGCAAGUCGACGCAUCUGGUCCGCAAUUACUGACCGAGGCUGAAGCUGUCAUGCCACUGGACGAACCAACUCCUAUUGAUCCAAAAGCCCCUACGGAGGACGACCGCGAAAGGGCUAAAAAGAUAUACGAUGGCAACGAGGAUUUCAUACAAAAAGAGAAAGCGGCAGCAUGGAUGGGAGAAGAAGGAGCUUUGCGUUCAAGAGUGUUAACCGCGUAUCUGGAACUCUAUGAGUUCUCGAACUUGAAUAUUCUCGCUGCUCUCCGGAUCAUGUGUGGCAGGUUGGUCCUCAAAGCUGAGAGUCAGCAGGUUGAUCGCAUACUUGACACAUUUGCGAAGCGAUGGUGCCAAUGCAACCCUAAUCAUGGAUUCAAAGUUACCGAUGUGGUGCAUACAAUAUGCUAUUCAAUUCUUCUGCUAAAUACAGACUUGCAUCUAGCGGAUAUUGACCAGAAGAUGACUCGGAGCCAGUUCGUUAAGAACACAAUGCCUACUAUCCGUAAAAGUGUCGCCGAAUCAGCCCCCGAUGCCUUUGAGGCAAGACCCACGGUACUACCGGGGAAGAACAGUACCUUCGGCCCAGAUUCUUCAAAACAGCCAGGAGAUAGCGAUUUGAAACCAGAGCGUGGCUCUAUCGAAGUUGAACGGCCAUCAUGGAGAUCUUCGUUCAAACCUCCCGUCCGAGCCGGCUCGGAAGGCAAUGGAGUGUCGCCCACGCCGCUAGACUACGAUACACCAGUGGAUGACUGCGGUCCUCUCGUAAAAGCACCAUUCCACGGCACCUUGCGUACUUGGGAGGUUCAGGUUGAAAUCGUGCUGAAGGACUUCUACAAUUCUAUCCGCAAUGAUCGGCUUCCAUUGUUUGGUGCGCCUAUUGAGCGACCACAACUUCACGCUCCAUCAACAAACAGCUUGACCGUGUUUGCUAGCGGGGUUCUACGGCGUACACCUAGUGUACUCAGCAAGGCGCCUUCGGAGUCCCUGAGCUAUGCGCGGGGCAGAACUGCGGAGACCGUCCGUGUUGGAAACGGCAAAUGGGCUAAUAAGAAUCGCUCAAGGCCUCGUCUGUACCCAGGCAGUGGUGUGGGAUCUAGUCGUACCUCCCUAGAUGAUCAGUCUUCAAUGUGGAGCCCAUCCGUAUCCUCGAGUACCUGGAGCAAAUAUUCGCUGGGAAAGACACAAACCUCGAUGUCGGUCGACUCCUUUGGAUCAAAUUGGCCUCAGGGUGACUAUCAACAGUCUAUCGGUUUCGCGAACGCCCUCAGCCAGGCCAUCAUACGUGAAGAAACCAUUGGUAGCGCAGGAAGCAACGGGAGCGACCAGGAGCCUCGUGUUGCUCCUCUGUUAGAGGAUGAGUCCCUGGAGCUUCACGGAGCCCCGUGGGCCAAGGAAGGCAUCCUCAAGCACAAGCAUCAUCUUGAAUCGCUCGACAAGAAAGCAAAGGACCGCAACUGGAAUGAGGUAUUUGCCGUUGUUGAGAAAGGUUAUCUAAGCCUAUUCUCCUUCUCAUCGAAGAGUAUGCGCAACAAAUCAAAAGGCAAGGCUGCUGGAGCUGUUGUUGGAGGAGGGAAUUGGCAGGAGAAUGCUCAAAGCCUUGGUUCCUUCCUCCUCCGACAAACUAUUGCUAGCUCUCUUCCACCGCCUGGUUAUUCUAAGGCCCGUCCUCACGUAUGGGCUUUAUCCUUACCAACCGGGGCUGUUCAUCUUUUUCAAGUGGGCACGCCAGAUAUUGUCAAGGAGUUCGUCUCGACAGCCAAUUACUGGAGUGCACGGCUAUCAAACCAUCCAUUAGUCGGUGGUAUCAGCAACAUCGAGUAUGGCUGGUCCGAUGCUAUCGUGAAUAAUGCUUUAGUGGCCGCGAUCAAUGACUCAACUACUAGUCGGCCAUCGACAAGUGGUGCCAGACCAAGUCUCCAGAGCUCAUUGAGAUCGAGUAUCGAUCAAAGCCCCCUGGGCGGAGGCGUGAGAUCCAGAUUACCCGGAGAUCGAAUCACAAUCUCAGACUGGACUCCACCAACGCAAAGUAUGCGUGCCAGUAACUUAAUGGAGGCAGAUCAACUACAAACCCUACAAACAUACGUAGCUGGCAUUGAGGAAGAGUUGCAAAAACAUAACCAACUGCGUAACCCGAUGCUCCUCGCUUUCACUCCCCGCCAUCCAAAUUCCCAAAAGGCCAUGGCAAACUGGGAGAAGAAAUCAUCUUACCUCCUUCGCGAGAUCGUCAAGUUCAGGACUUAUAUCGACUGCUUACUAGCAGCUGAAGCUGCCAAGCAGAGAAUUUACGCGGAACGGGCGGCCGAGAAGGCUCUUACUGAGGAUGCUGCUGGAUCUGAUGACGAUGAUGAUGAGGGAGAUACUACCCUACGCCCUGAAUGA
Messenger RNA from Venustampulla echinocandica, 4749 nucleotides. RefSeq names its product Sec7 protein. Gene Ontology annotation, biological process: regulation of ARF protein signal transduction. The transcript has 3 exons. Gene Ontology annotation, molecular function: guanyl-nucleotide exchange factor activity. Bases 1 to 4749 code for a protein of 1582 amino acids. The record is from RefSeq and is a predicted model, not a curated record. NCBI's taxonomy places the organism in Eukaryota, Fungi, Ascomycota, Leotiomycetes, Helotiales, Pleuroascaceae.